This is a messenger RNA of Aspergillus welwitschiae, 233 nucleotides long. RefSeq names its product general stress protein. NCBI's taxonomy places the organism in Eukaryota, Fungi, Ascomycota, Eurotiomycetes, Eurotiales, Aspergillaceae. The transcript is spliced from 2 exons. The coding region runs from base 11 to 166 and encodes 51 amino acids. The record is from RefSeq and is a predicted model, not a curated record.
AUUCGCCAGUAUGGAUCCUGAUAAGCAGCGCAACAUCGCAUCCCAAGGUGGCCAGGCCUCUAGCGGUAGCUUCCAACCCGGAGACCCCAGAGCCCGUGCUGCUGGCCAGAAGGGCGGAUCGAGAACCCAGUACGACCAAUAUGAUGAAGAUGAACCUGAGGAGUAAAUGAUGUCUCUACUAAGUGGAGGUAAACGUUUGUUUAUGAUCGUUAUGAUAUGAGAGGAUAAGGGCC